Cloeon dipterum is the source of this 4136-nucleotide messenger RNA. It is a transcript of the gene tn, whose product is annotated as thin. The record is from RefSeq and is a predicted model, not a curated record. Gene Ontology annotation, biological process: proteasome-mediated ubiquitin-dependent protein catabolic process; protein polyubiquitination; protein monoubiquitination. NCBI's taxonomy places the organism in Eukaryota, Metazoa, Arthropoda, Insecta, Ephemeroptera, Baetidae. Gene Ontology annotation, molecular function: protein binding; zinc ion binding; ubiquitin protein ligase activity. The transcript is spliced from 10 exons. Bases 395 to 3994 code for a protein of 1199 amino acids.
GGGAAUUUUUGUUCAAGUGGCGGUGCGAGGGACAGGCGGAGUUUGCUCAAGUCUUCUUGUACUUUGGUGGCCGACGGAGCUAGGUGUCGGCAUCGGCCUCUUAAAAUUAGAAAGUGAUGGUGCGCUCAUUAAUUAGGGAAAUGUGACAACAAGUGCGUUAACUCUCGGGCCAGUGUGUGAAGUGCACGCAUGAAAACUUUGACGUUCUUACUUUCUCUGAAUUUCGUGUGACGGCCGUUGAGUAGAUUUGUGAUGAGAGGCACGGAUAACACGUGACAACGCGAGGGGGCUCGGUUACCCCCCUCAACACUCCCUCCCCCUGAAAGACAUUUAGUGCCACCCACCCCCUAGGAGGCAUCUUUCUUUUUUCUGCUUGUUGAAGAGUUGAACGACAAUGGAGCAGUUCGAGCAGCUGCUGACGUGUGCCAUCUGCCUGGACAGAUACCGCAUCCCCAAGCUGCUGCCAUGCCAACACUCGUUCUGCAUGGAGCCCUGCAUGGACGGCCUGGUCGACUACGUCCGGAGACAGGUCAAAUGCCCAGAAUGCCGUGCAGAACACCGCAUCCCCUACCAAGGGGUGCAAGGCUUCCCGACCAACGUAACCCUGCAGCGGUUCCUGGAGCUGCACAUCGAAAUUACCGGCGAGCUGCCCGACCCCAACAGCAACCAAAUAAUGGAGCGGUGCAACGUGUGCUCGGAAAAGGCCUACUGCUCGCUCUGCAUGCACUGCGAGAAGAAAAUCUGCUCAGACUGCAAGGAGGCGCACAUGGACAUCUUGCGGCGCGAGAUCUCGCGAAUUAACAACCAAAUUCGCCGCGGACUACCUAGGGUUGUAGAUGCAGUCGCCAUGGUGGAGAAAAACGCUCAAGGGUUGGCCCUCAACUGUGCGUCAGUGGAGGGCGAAAUCGACGAGAUCCACAGACGCCUGACCAAGGCUCUCAAAGAUCGCACAGACUACUUGAAAAACGAGAUAGACCGCUAUCUGACAACCGAGGCGCGCAACUUGACCACGCUUAAAAGCCAGCUGGAGCAAGAGCUGUCUAACAUCCAGGCCAAUUGCGAGCUCGCAGAUAAGCAUAUGACGGAAGCCGUUGAUUGGGAUGACUGCGAGCUGAUGGACACAAAAGAUAUUUUCCUAAAGACUGUCGAUUUCAUUAGAAAUUUUGAAUAUGAACAAAGCGACUACACGCGACGAGCCCGCUUCAUUAUGUCGCACGACCCCAACACCUUGGUGGUCAACGUCAGCAAUUACGGAGAACUGGCCAUCAACAUGCCUCAGCCCUUCGGAGUAAUGGGCUCAGGCCAGGGCGGAAACCAGAGCAACACCGGUGGCCUGCAGCCUCCCUCGGGUCCUGGCCUCAUGAGAAGCAAGAGCGACCACCGCUUGGCCUCUCAGUUCAGACAGCAGGAGGAGCAGUACUACUCGCGAGGUGGCGGUGAAGCUGAUGACGCCCUGAACGGCAGGAAGUUUGGAGAACGGCCGCAGGGCAACAGGUACGGCCGCAGGAACGAGGAGUACGACGACGAUACCGAGAGCAGACGGCCAUCUCGCUACAGGUCUCGUUUCACGCGCCACUUGGACAACCCUGACGACGACCCCGAGCCCGCUGGCGGACGAUCUGUGCGUUUCAGCGAGGAGUCUCCGUCCCAAACGCACAUUCCGCGCAAGGAGCGCGAACGCGUGCUCGACACCGAGGACGUGUCCAAGGGGCCUCUGAGUGGAAUCACCCGUCUUUCCGACUCACCAAGAGUCAUGAAGCGCCUCCAAGAGACUGAACUGAAAGAUAAGAAGGCUAAGGAACCUAAGCCGGUUCCUGUUGCGCCCGCUGUUGGUGCCAAGCCGCCAGUAGCCGGUCAACCAGCGAAAAAGACCUCUCGGCAGGUCAGCGAAGAGGAUGAAAUCGCCAAGAUCAAGAAGCAAAACAAGGCUGAAGCGUCAACCGCAGCGGCUGGUGCCGCUGCUCCCGUUCCAACGGAAACGCGGCCAUCGGUCGACAGAACAACGGUCCGCGAAGAAGAACCAGCGAGGAGACCAAGCGAGGUGUUGCAGGUGACGGCUUCCAGCGACGCCGAGGAGUCAGAAGAAGAGGAGGAACCGUCCAGCCCUCCAAAAGCUAGCGAAACCAGCUCAGCGGCCACCGUGAACAACGCUUCAGAAGUCGAGUCCGAGGAGGAGAGCGAUUCAAACACCAAGGCUCGCUCUGCCGCCACAGCUGCGACCACCACUGCCCCGACUUCAACUGAAAAGCCGAAAUUCCAAAGCAGGUUCCUAAACACCAACCGGUCGUCGACCCCAGCCGCACCCGAGCCAAAGAAAGAGAGCUCAGAGUCCGAAUCUGAGGAGGAAAGUGAGUCAGAGGACGACUCUGAGGACGAAACGACGAGCGCGUCGCAGCAAAAAGGUUCAGGCAUAAACUCGCUGCUUGCCAGAAGUGCACAGGCCAGGGAAACGGCAACCACACGAACUCCUGCCAAUGACAGUUCGUACAUGGGGGGUAGGCGUGCCUACAAUGCCGGACGUGAAGAACAAGCGAACAAGUACGGAAGAAAGCAAGAGGAAGAGACACCGUCGUCGCGGUAUGGCAGCUCCGGCUACACGAGCCGGUUUCUUAAUCGCAGCAAGAGCACCGCAGCGUUGUCGCCAGAGGACGAGGAUGGGCCUUCGGGAGGCAGUUUAGCCUCGAGGAAGUACUCGACCGAGGACAAGUACGGAUCAGGGCGCUCAAGGUACGGAACAUCAGGUGUAGGCUCAAACUCGUCGAGUGCGCUCGGCGGCACCUCCGAACUGUCACGCAGCAGGUCGACGCACGCCCUCAAGUCCCGCGAGAACUCCCCCGAACGGGGAGGCGCCGCGAGUGGCGCGGUCAACGGCGAGAAGGACGGCGCAGCACUGAGCUCGUGGGCUCGCUACCUGAAGAACAAGUACGGCAACCGAGCCAAGGAAAAAGAAGCUGGCACUGCGGGUUCCGGUGCCAGCGCCUCCUCCACGGCUGGCUCUGCGGCGUCUCGUCGCCUUUCGCUCGGCUUACCUCUGCGUAACGCCAGCCUCGAUCAAACUUCUGACGACGACCAAAAAAACACGCCUACCUCCCCCACUUCUCCUACAGUGGCAGCCGGUUUCGCAAAUAUCCCUAGAAACCAGUACCUGCAGAAGAGACGGCAACAAUUUAAGAUCGGAAGUCGGGGGAGUGAGCCCGGUUGUUUUACUUGGCCGCGCGGGAUUGCAGUCGGGCCAGACAACACGAUUGUCGUGGCCGAUUCAAGCAAUCACAGAGUCCAGUUGUUUGACUCGAACGGAAUCUUCGUCAAAGAAUUCGGAGCGUAUGGAAGCAGUGAAGGAGAGUUCGACUGUUUGGCCGGAGUUGCGGUCAACAGGAUAGGACAGUUCAUCAUCGCCGACCGAUAUAACCACCGCAUCCAAGUGCUGGACCCCUCGGGGCGCUUCCUGAGGGCGUUCGGCAGCCAGGGUACGGCUGACGGAAGAUUCAACUACCCUUGGGGCGUGACCACCGACGCCUUGGGUUUCAUUUACGUCUGUGACAAAGAGAAUCACAGAGUUCAAGUUUUCCAAUCAGAUGGCACAUUUGUCGGCAAAUUCGGUAGCGCCGGCAGCAAACCUGGCCAACUGGAGCACCCACACUACAUAGCAGUUAGCAACACUAACAGAGUGAUAGUGUCAGAUUCGAAUAACCACCGUAUUCAAAUAUUCGACGUCAACGGAAGAGUCCUUUCCACGUUUGGAAGCGAAGGAUCUGAGGAAGGACAAUUCAAAUUCCCGAGAGGGGUGGCGGUGGACGACCAAGGCUACAUCUGCGUCGGGGACUCGGGCAACAACCGCAUACAGAUCUUUUACCCAGACGGGACGUUCCUUCGAGCGUUCGGGUGCUGGGGCUCGGGGGACGCCGAGUUCAAGGGACUGGAGGGAGUAGCGGUGAUGUCCAACGGCAACAUCUUGGUGUGCGACCGAGAGAACCACCGAAUCCAGGUCUUCUAAACAGACCAGCACCUGGACGAGUGUUCUUGGCAGAAGCCAACGGAGUCGCCGGCGGAACGUCCCUUGCCAAUCGCAGAGGCUUAACAAUAGGUCAAAAACUCCAGCUGGACCACGCUUUAAGAUCCAAACCCAAGCACCAAAC